Ustilaginoidea virens is the source of this 273-nucleotide messenger RNA. RefSeq lists its product as uncharacterized. Lineage: Eukaryota; Fungi; Ascomycota; Sordariomycetes; Hypocreales; Clavicipitaceae. The transcript is spliced from 3 exons. The record is from RefSeq and is a predicted model, not a curated record. The coding region runs from base 1 to 273 and encodes 90 amino acids.
AUGCUGCAAUUGUUGUCUACAAAGAUAGCUUUGGAUUUGUUGGCGUUGUUUGUUGUUCCAUGGCAAAACUGGGAGCCAUGGCCGCAAGCCCACAAGAUCAGUGCUCGGAUGCUGCGAUUCAGGAUUGGUGUUGAUGCUGUGCUACAAGUGAGAGUUGUCGACCAAGUCCUCCUUACGUUCGUAUUUACUAUUGAAAGUUCAAUAUUAGGGCGGAAGUGUCGUUGCAUCAAAACCGGACGUCGCCAUGCCCCGAAUGCAUCAGGGUUGAAGUAG